AUCUUCAGCAAAUCAGUCUCUCUAUCUCUAUCCCAAUCUCUUGGGAACCCAUGUGCAUUGUCAAUAAUUUCUAAAAAAAAAAAAAAUCCCACCAUUUUCAUUACCUUGAAAACGGAUUAUCAAAAACAAGUAAGGUAUAAACCUUCUUUUGUCGAAGAUGAAAGGAGGCAAGUUUGUGGCCGUGGGUUUCUCCGGUAUCCUCGUUGUAGCGGUGGUCAUCGGUGUCGUUGUUGGGUUUAACAAGUCCUCCUCCUCGUCGGGCGAUUCGAACAAAGGCGAUGUCUUAUCGACGACAUCAAAGUCCGUCUCCGCCAUUUGUAGCCCGACGGACCACCAGCAGGCGUGCGUGGACAGCCUCAGCGCGGUUGCCAACAACCAAUCCGCCACCCCUAAGGACUACCUCCAGGCUGCCCUCCAGUACACCGUCAGCGCUGUGAAAGCUGCGUUAUCGAACACUACGGCUAUCGGGAAUGCAGCCAACGAUCCCUUGAACAAGAUGGCUGUGGAGGAUUGCCAGGAGCUCCUGCAGUAUGCGAUCGACGAGCUCCAGGCCUCCUUUUCGAUGGUGGGCGACAGCAGCUUGCACACCAUGAACGACAGAGAGGCCGAGCUGAUGAACUGGCUGAGCGCCGUGUACUCGUACCAGCAGACAUGCCUCGACGGGUUCACGCAGACCGAUCUCCAGAAGGCGAUGUCGGACGGGCUCCUCAACGCCACCCAGCUCACCGAGAACGCCCUGUCCAUCGUCUCGUCCAUUUCCCAGAUCCUGACCGCGUUCAACAUUCCCCUCAUCAACACGACCAGCAUCUCCAACGCAAGCUCUCAGCAACGACGCCUCCUCGAGGCAUACGAUGAAACCGCAGGGGGUACCGAUCAGUACCCUACGUGGCUCUCGGCUGCAGACAGGAAACUGCUUGCGCGGGCGAGCCCGAGCAGUAACAUAAGGCCCAACGCUGUGGUGGCCAAGGACGGGAGCGGGCAGUUCAGGACCAUUGCGGCGGCGCUGGCAGCAUACCCGAAGAACCUGCAGGGGAGAUACGUUAUUUACGUGAAGGCAGGGAUCUACGAUGAGUACAUUACCGUGGAAAAGAACCAAGUGAACAUUUUCAUGUAUGGAGAUGGACCCAGGAAGACAAUGGUCACCGGAAGGAAAAGCAAUGCCGGUGGCGUCUCAACAUUCAAGACUGCCUCAUUCAGUGCAAUUGGAGAUGGGUUCAUAGCAAAGGCAAUGGGAUUCCAAAACACAGCCGGGCCACAAGGACACCAAGCGGUGGCACUCCGGGUCCAAUCCGACAGGGCCGCCUUCUACAACUGCAGGAUGGACGGGUACCAAGACACAUUGUACGCCCAAGCCCACCGCAACUUCUACCGCAACUGCGUCAUCUCCGGCACGGUCGACUUCAUCUUUGGCGACGGCGCCACCAUCAUCCAGAACUCACUCAUCAUCAUCCGGAGGCCCAUGGACAACCAGCAGAAUACCGUGACCGCCCACGGGCGCGGCUACGCCAAGGAGACCACCGGCAUUGUGAUCCAUAACUGCCGCAUCGUGCCCGAGGGCAAGUUGUACCCGGCGAGGUUCCAGAUCCCCACGUACCUGGGGCGGCCCUGGAAGGAAUAUUCCAGGGCCGUGAUCAUGGAGUCCACGCUGGGGGACCUGAUCCACCCCGCGGGAUGGAUGCCCUGGCAGGGGGAUUUCGCCCUCAACACUUGCUUUUUCGCAGAGUACGCGAACCGGGGACCGGGCGCCGCGACCGCUAAGAGGGUGAACUGGAGGGGGCACAAGGUGAUCACCAACCGGGCUGAGGCUCUUUCCUACACGGUUGUGCCGUUUAUUCAGGGACAGUCGUGGCUCGGAGCCACGGGUGCACCAUUCUUCGUUGGUUUGAAAUACUAGAGUGAAAAUAUACAAAAUGUGGUGGUGCUCUGGUGAAAAAAAGAGUGAUUUAAUUUAAUAAAUGCGGAGAGACUUUGAGUCAUUAUAUUUAUAUAUAUGUGCACUUUUGACCAUCUUAAUUAUUGAAAGUUUUGGAUAUGUUAAUUUUGUGGUACAUCAUGUAACGUUGAAAUCAAACUAGUACAAUAUAUUUCGAAUAUUUUUGAGUUGUUCAUUUCA
Molecule: messenger RNA, 2113 nt
Organism: Rhododendron vialii
Lineage: Eukaryota; Viridiplantae; Streptophyta; Magnoliopsida; Ericales; Ericaceae
Product: pectinesterase-like
Exons: 2
Coding region: 158-1894 (578 amino acids)
Biological process (GO): cell wall modification
Molecular function (GO): pectinesterase inhibitor activity; pectinesterase activity
Source: RefSeq, a predicted model, not a curated record